AUGAGUUGCUUCAGCUGUUGUGAAGAAGAUGACUACCAGAAGCAUGCUGAAAGUGGAGGACAGCAUCUUGUAAAAAACUCAACAGGAAAUGAUGGAAAUGGUCGCGCAUCUGAAAUUGCAAAGCAGGGCAUGCAAGCUGUUAAAAUUCAGCCCAUUGAAGUUCCUGAAUUACCGGUGGAUGAACUCAAAGAAAUCACUGAUGGCUUUGGAGAAAAUUCUUUGAUUGGAGAGGGAUCCUAUGGCAGAGUGUAUUAUGGUGUUCUGAAAAGUGAGCAGGCUGCAGCAAUCAAGAAAUUAGAUGCCAGUAAACAGCCUGAUGACGAGUUUUUGGCCCAGGUUUCAAUGGUUUCACGUCUGAAGCAUGACAAUUUUGUUCAAUUGCUUGGUUAUUGCAUUGAUGGAAACUCCCGAAUUCUUGCUUAUGAGUUUGCUUCAAAUGGAUCUCUUCAUGAUAUUUUACACGGCAGAAAAGGAGUUAAAGGAGCACAGCCUGGUCCUGUUCUAACAUGGACACAGAGAGUUAAAAUUGCUGUAGGGGCUGCCAAAGGACUUGAGUACUUGCAUGAGAGGGCUGAUCCCCACAUUAUCCAUCGGGACAUCAAGUCAAGCAAUGUACUCAUCUUUGACGAUGAUGUUGCCAAAAUUGCAGAUUUUGAUUUGUCAAAUCAGGCUCCUGACAUGGCAGCACGUCUCCAUUCCACCCGUGUCCUCGGAACCUUUGGGUAUCAUGCACCAGAAUAUGCAAUGACUGGUCAAUUGAAUGCUAAGAGUGAUGUAUACAGCUUUGGUGUUGUUCUUUUGGAACUUUUGACAGGAAGGAAGCCUGUUGAUCAUACACUACCACGUGGGCAGCAGAGCCUGGUUACUUGGGCUACACCGAGACUCAGUGAGGAUAAAGUCAGACAGUGUGUAGAUGCAAGACUAGGAGGAGAUUACCCACCCAAAGCUGUUGCUAAGAUGGCUGCAGUUGCUGCCCUGUGCGUGCAAUAUGAAGCUGAUUUCAGACCAAACAUGAGCAUUGUAGUCAAAGCUCUUCAACCUUUAUUGAACACAAGACAUGGGCCUGCUGGUGAAACUCCAAACUAA
Molecule: messenger RNA, 1086 nt
Organism: Sphenostylis stenocarpa
Lineage: Eukaryota; Viridiplantae; Streptophyta; Magnoliopsida; Fabales; Fabaceae
Source: the annotation of a GenBank genome assembly